GUGCUGUUUACGUCAGCACUGCACUGACUGUUCCUCGUUAGGUCACGCCAGGUCCACAUCAGACGUUGACCGUUACUGGUGAGGAUGUCUCUCUCGUUACGGGGCUUCCGCACGAGUAACCUAGCGAGCGGAUCGGCGGCCCCUGAUGCCCGUCGUUUCUCACCCUCCGCCCCUUCCCACGCGGCUGUCCACGUUCCCUCCCUGCGCUUCAGCCAGCCUUUCAUCGCGUUCCUUGCGUGCUCUCCCCUCGACCGUAAUCACGCGGCGCUUCCAUGCUCUAGAACCGCGCUCGGCGCUACGACGCGCCACAGUGACCCCUGUCAACCCCGUGCGCAGACAGAACGAACAGCACACGGAGCAACAGCAUUAGAAACCCAGGUACUUGGAGCGGCAGCAGCUGCAAGGGGCAAAUCGUGAAUGAUGAAACCAAGGGCGGGAGACAGAGACUGCUGCCACCCCUUAGAGCCGAAUCAAUCUCUUCUAGAAGCAUCACUAACGACGAGCUGCCAUGGCAAAGCAAAGCCACAGCAGGCUGGCGCCCCGCAACCCCUCAGGCAGGCUGGCUCGCAUCCGCACUCAUAGCAGCCGUAACGUCCGUGCUGUUCCCUCUCCCCGUCCCACUCUUACCACCGCCUCGCCUCUCAGCCCACAUUCCAUCACCUGCAGCACACGAGUGGCGGAGCAACGCAGUGCAGGUGGCGCAACGCAUUCAACAUUGAGCGAGCUCAUCAGCAGCCUGCAGUCGGGGAGCAGAUCAACGGCUCUGGCCGUGCCGUUCAGUGGGGCCUCUGCGCCACUGCCCUCCGAGACAUUUGACAAUGUGCCGCAGACGCUGUCAGAGGAGGACAGGAAGCCGCGGCGCAUUCAGAAGCCCAAGUCACCAACAGCGGAGAAGUGCCUCCGCAAGUGCGUGGGCACGUGCAUCCGAGGAGGGGCGGGUGCACCUGGGGAAGGACCCAUAAACGUUGAGAGGCCCAUUGUGGUUUUCAAGUCCGAAUUCCGGUCAAGACAGUACUGUUUAGUGGAAUGCAGUGAGAUUUGCAACCUUUUGCCGGAUGGAAAGAGCAAGCCUUGAUACUGUUUCACUGCCACUUAGUUCACAAGAGACCAAUCCUUCGUUUUUGUACUGCAACAAAAUGUGUUUGUGUGACAAGUAUCACGCUGAGUGUACAUUUGUUUUGCGUACAGACGCUGCUCACAACUUCUGAAGGAAAUGAUAUAUUAUAA
Messenger RNA from Closterium sp. NIES-67, 1227 nucleotides. The record is from the annotation of a GenBank genome assembly. NCBI's taxonomy places the organism in Eukaryota, Viridiplantae, Streptophyta, Zygnematophyceae, Desmidiales, Closteriaceae.